AUGACCAAACGAAUCCGUCGUCGACUCUCCAUCGCGUCAUCGUCCUCCGUGACCAAUAAUGCCCCCAAUAGGCGAGAUCACAGCAAUAAAAAUGAGUAUGGGGAUACAGUGCCAGAAAACAACUCUGAAGGAAGGGGAUUCAUGAGUACCAUGUUUGGUUCAGGAAGCAUUGAUGAAUCCGAAUCGGUGGAUGUCGAAGAAAUCAGCGUGGCCCGAAAUCAAUCCCGAAGUGAUAGCUUGAGAAGGAGACGCAAAUUCCCAUCGCCCAUUCCCGAUUUGGGAGACGACAAUAAGGGAUUUUUGAGAAAGCUGGCAACGGUUCCCCUCAAAACGACAGCCUCGUAUUUGGAUACUGUGGGAUUCAAUACACACAGAGGAGAUAAAUCAUCAGCAGAACAGGCACCACAGUUGAAUCAAAAGGUGGCUGUAUCGGAUAUUGAAAAGUUGGCACAAAAAUCUGGCAAAAAUUCCGCCCAAGAGCGAUUUCGAGUCAAGCCAGAUUAUGCCUACCCUCGAGUCAAAUUCAAUCGAGAAGAAUUGAGAAAGGAAGCCAAUAAAAAGUCGAGUUACUUUCAUGAUUUGCGAGGGCAACCACAAAAUCCUGCCUUGUUGGGAAGCUUUUAUUUGGAGAUUCUUCAGUGCUUUGGAAUUCCGAGAUUUGGGGACAACAUCUUGAGGGAAACAUCGGCAUUCUGUUUGGCCGUGUGUGGAAGCAGUGCCUUUCAGACAGAUGUCAUGCCACCCGUGGCUAAUCCCAUGUGGCUUUCCAAAAUGCGUCGGGCUUGUAUAUUUCCACUCUAUGAAGGGUAUGCUACUGUUUAUGUGGGAUGCUUUGCUCAUCAAAAUGUCAAGGAUUUAUUCAUUGGACGGAUCGCUGUUGAUGUGGCCAAACUACGACAGGGAUGUACCUAUGACAUUACACUGCCGCUACGGAAAUCGGGAGUGAUAUAUUCUAAAGAGCAACGGGGUGCCAUGCGAGUACGAUUCCACUUGGAUUGGAAGAAUGAACGAAAGGUACUAUUGAGUUAUUUGCCAAAGGAAAAACCUUCCUUUCGACCGUUGGAUCGGGUCACUGUCAAGUGUGUCGACAACAAGGCAUUUCAGAACGUGGCCAGAGUGGUGCACGGACAAGACAUACCAUUAAAGUUUUCCAUGAAGCUGGUGAAAGCAACGAUGCGGGAACUUGAUUUUGUCCAAAUCCAUCUUUUGCGGUAUACCAAGAAGCGUACGAUACGGAAUCUGAGAAGAUGGGAAACUCCACUGAUAUCCUGCUUUGUGUUUUGUGCCUGGAUGCAUGCUACCUAUCAUGCAACACUGAGAUAUGUUCCCGGGCAUAUCAUCACCUUCGUAAUGCUACAUUUGGCCAAGAAUUAUACCCAAUUUGUGUUGGAUGGGAACUACGACAAUGGAUUCACGUCACCGACCUGGGAAGAAAUGGUCAUGGCGUUGGCCAUGGGAGAUGACAACCGAAAGAUUAUUGAGCCAUUGGAGAUGGAACGAAAGGACCCCAAUAAAGUUCAGAGUGCCAUGACCUUAUUGGAUGACGACCACGACAAUGGACAGGAAGUCCCAUUACAGACGAUUGCAAGUGCUCUCCGAGAAGGAGUGAAAUCUCACGAGCAUAAGACUCUCUUUGGGAACCUGGUCACCACCUUUGUUGGAACGGACGCUGUCGACUUCUUGGUGGAAAACGAGUACGCUUCCACACGUCAAGAGGCAGUCGCGCUUGGGGUCCAGCUGGAGAAGCACUGCCGAAUUUUUGAACACAAAAAACGGAAGUUCCCAUUCAAAGACGCCGACUUGACAUAUGUGUUUUUAAACUUCGAUACAAGUGAGUAUGCGUUCAAGACUCACAAGCCUUGGUUCAAGAGAUGGAUGCGAAUAUUGGGGUUCAAACGUGUCAACAUUACACCAGAAGAAGCGCACAUGGAGAUGCCGUUUGCGACAGGGAAAGACCACCCACGCUUAACUGUCAAGGAUUCACUAGUGAUUCGAUCGAAAGAGUCUCGUUCGAUGCUUCAGAAGGAAAAUGAAAUGGGUGACGAAGACGACAUCCAUGAUUUUGGUAUCACAAAAUAUCGCAAGACAGUUGAAACUGCAAAUCGAAUCCCUGGCAGUCAACUUCCGGGCCAGAUUACAAAUCAAGUGUUGAGUGGUAUCGCUGGCACCCCCAAAGCCAAGGCACUGCCCAGACUCUCUAUUCUCAAUGCCCCCGACGAGGCAGCACUAGCGGCCCAACUAAAUGUCGAAACCUAUCAAGACCAUCGAACUUCAAGUUUAAUAUUCAGCACCUGGGAUACUGAAGACGACGGAACAAGCGUCACGGUGAAACAAUUGGGGAAGCCUCCAAAUCAAGAUAUCAACUUUGAAAAAAAGGACGACAAGAAGAUUCCAGAUGCAAUGGCAGAAAUCCGUCGCGAAAUUCAUGACAAAAUUGGUAAUGUCUUCAACGUUCAGCCUUAUAGGCUCUCGUUAGAUGGUGCCGAAUGGGGAGAAAAUUCAACGAAAAAGAACAAGAAGUUGAGGCGAUCGCUGACACCUCCCAGGAUGACACUUGGGAAGAGUUCAAAAUCAAGCGAGACAAGGAGACCCAAUUUAUACGGGGCAUCAUCAGCAAAGUCACAUAAAACCUCCAAAAGAGCACUCACUAGAAUGACCAAUCUAACAAAAGUACGAGGAACAAAAAGUCUUGAUGUCCAUGGACUAGAAAGCCUGGCUCGAAGAAAAGAGGAAUAUGACCGGAUGCUUCAACUGCUGAAACAUUCCCACAGUAACGUGAUCAUCUCAAAGAUUGCUGCAAUUCUUGCACCAAUGGUAGAUGUUGCACAGAUGGUUCUCUCUGGUUUCCGAUUUUCGUUCAAUUUGAUGACGUGGAGAGAUCCUGUACUGACCUUCUGGUUUGUACUAUUUGGAUGCGGUCUGAUUGUUUUUCUACAUCUCUUCCCGUGGCGACUGUGUCUUGGAUUAGCUGGCAUUGUUUUUGUUGGACCUCAGAAUUGGGUCAUAAGGAUCCGCAAGGAAAAGAAGGAAGGAAAGGAAGUCUUUGACGAUGACAAACAGAUCACUAAACGGCGACCCGACCGCUCAUCUCACCCAACCGAGGAUGCACCGUUCUUUUCAUCUCUGGCUCCUGACAACCGGGUGAUUCGUGACAGUCAGUUUGAUACAUCGCAGUACAAGGAAAUUGCAGUGCCAACAACACCAUUGUGCUUCCGCCGAUUCUACGAUUGGCCACCAGAACCAGAGUAUGCCAGAGUCAGCAAAUGUGCGCCACCAGAGAAUGACCCAACUGCGCAGCAGUUACUUGAAGAUGACAGUUUUGAGGUGUAUGAAGGAGACUGCGAGUACGAUGACGAGUCAGUCGUUUCCGAAAACAGAGGCAAGUAUUGGGGAAGACAGGCUCGAAAACUCGCCAAGAAAAGUAUACCCAAAAAAGCUCGAAAGAUUGCCAAACGAGUCACAUCCAAAAAGCUGGAACCAGUUGACGAGCUGGACUCACUGUAA
Messenger RNA from Cylindrotheca closterium, 3504 nucleotides. NCBI's taxonomy places the organism in Eukaryota, Bacillariophyta, Bacillariophyceae, Bacillariales, Bacillariaceae. The record is from the annotation of a GenBank genome assembly.